CCUUUCCAAAAAUGUGAGUGGUUGUAGUGUUGACAGUACUAUUUAAUGAUGGCACGGAAUCUGCAAGGUCUUCUUCGCCUUGCUGUUGAAAACUCUGAGGAUGCACCAACAGAAGUCAGAGACCCUAAGGAUGCCGCAUGGUUAAAAGAAGCACUGACGGCACAUACUGUCGAUUUAGGUAAACAAUUAACUGAAGACGUUCAGAGGUUAUCAUCACUUUUAUCAUCAUCGGAGCCUGAUUUAAAUGAAAUGAAGGAAAUUAUGGAAGAUCUAUUAACCUUAACUGAAGACCUAGACCUUUCAAAUGACUUUUCAGUUAUUGGAGGUCAAGAUGUUCUACUUAAAUUGCUGUUUUGUGGACCACAAUCUUUAAGGACAGAUGCACUGCGCUUACUUGCAAAUCUCACACAAAACAAUCCUAAAGCUCAAAGUAUAUACACUCAAAACGGAGUUUUAGCGCGGCUGAUUUUACUCGUUGAAGAAGAAAAUAAUCUUGAAUUCUUAAGGUAUUUGUUUUUGGCUAUUUCAUGUCUUACACGGGGUUAUGCAGCAGGCACUUCAAUUUUUAUGGAAUCCAACGGUAUCAAUCUGCUUCUCAGUGCUCUUAUCAAACAAGCAGAAACUGAAAAAACAGAAGAUCUUCUCCGUCUGGUAGACAGAGGUGCAUUCCUAAUUUAUUGUGUAUUACAAGGAUUGUCUCCUAAUAAUUUGCCAUCUGAUUCUCUGACUAUUGCACACAAGUUAGCAGAUCUCUUGCGUCUUUUGGACCGUCCUCAAGAACAUUUGUUGGCCAGCUUAACAGUACUCUUAUGUCCAUUAGAUACUAGCUCCAGCGACAAAGGAGUUAUUCAUUCUGAAGCAUUCGACAAAUCCUUCGUUGCUUGGCUACAUCGACACUUUGAUGAGCUUAACAAGCUGAAUGAUCCAGCUGAUGAAGAACGAUGCGAGUAUAUAAACCGUUUACUAAAAGUUUUGAAAUGAGAUGAAAUCGAUAUUUUGUGAUAAUAUAUUUCACGUCAUUUCUUUUUCCAUAACUCACUGUUUAUGUACUGAGUGAUUAUUUGGUAGUUCUCUUCAUCAUAAGAAUUUUGCAUUACGCCAUACCAGCUGGGUCAAGUAAAUGCUUACGUCUUAAGGGUGUAUUUGUUUACAAGCCCAGUUAGAUGAAUGUGAAAAAUCGUUAUAUGGAGACCUCCAAGACUAAUAAAUAUUCAGUAAUAUUAAAUAUUAAGUGCCUUGCGACAAGUUUCUAGUUAGGUGAUGAGCGAAGAGCGUAUUACCAACCAUGAGGGUAAACGAGUGGACAGUUUGUUUCCUCAAUGUCGAUCCAGUCAAAUAAUGAGUCUCUAGGAUACAGCUUGUAGGACACAAGAUGGAAAUUUACCAUCUUAAAGACCGCCGUCGCUUACAGCUGUUUGUGCCAAAUAUUCAUACACGUUACAGUCCGAGACUUAUACUUCAGAAUGUUAUUUGGGAUGACCGAAAUCAGGUACAAGAGUCAAGCAAUAGGGCC
This is a messenger RNA of Trichobilharzia regenti, 1513 nucleotides long. NCBI's taxonomy places the organism in Eukaryota, Metazoa, Platyhelminthes, Trematoda, Strigeidida, Schistosomatidae. The record is from the annotation of a GenBank genome assembly.